Phialemonium atrogriseum is the source of this 2935-nucleotide messenger RNA. RefSeq lists its product as uncharacterized. The record is from RefSeq and is a predicted model, not a curated record. NCBI's taxonomy places the organism in Eukaryota, Fungi, Ascomycota, Sordariomycetes, Cephalothecales, Cephalothecaceae. Bases 193 to 2490 code for a protein of 765 amino acids. The transcript has a single exon.
CAUCUUUUGACCUCAACCCUUGCUCAGAUCGCCGAACUCAUCAACCAUUUUCUCGUUUGCAUCCCUUGACAUCCCAUUUUCAUUCCAAUACCCCGCGCUCCAUCAAAGACCCCGCUCUCCUCACGCCUCGAUCUGUAUGAUAGUACAAUAUCGCCGCCUUUGCUCGUCCUCAAUGAGUUCCCAAUCUUCGCCAUGAUGACCCGGACUCGGCCAGCACCGGCUCCGCCCCCUCGGCAGAUGCCGCAGCGUGCUACCAAAAUCCGGAGCGUUGUAGUGCCGGAACCAAGACCCGCCGCCACAAGAAACACGAGCGGUAGAGUAACACGAAGCUCCGCGGUUCUGGACCCUCUGGUUCUGAACCCCGACGAUGGUGACCAGGAUUCUAUUUCUCGCGAUUCCGCUGCCGUACAACCACACCGUCUCAAACGUGCCACCUCUGCAGUUGGCUUGGCAAACCGGAAAUCCAAGCGCACUCGCCACCAUUCUGGCUACUACGGCGAGUCGUCGGAUGAGGACGAAGACAACAAUGCCUACCUAUCACCAAAUACUGAUGGUGAGGCCCGGGCGGCUGCCCCCACCACCCCCACCAGAAAUCGCCGCCCUCAGGCCAAGCCGACUGGUGCAACACCGAGAACCAAGCGCACGCCUAAAGGCACCCUGAAGACUGGAGAACCCGUCGCUCCUACGCUGGAGUUGGGUGUAAUUCCCCCUUGGAGCGAGCUCCCCUACUUCAUCCUGGUCCAGAUUUUUGAGUCUGCUGCACCAACCCCACUUGACUGGGCCUCGGUACGCUGGCUCUUAGCGAUGAGCAGAGUAUGUCGCGCAUUCGCGGAGCCAGCGCUCACAGUUUUGUACAAAAGCCCUCCAUUGCUGUCACCCGCAAUGACGCACAGCUUCCUCGAUAGCCUCGCCAGUCAGCCCGAUUCCACCCUGUUCAACUACCGACAAAAGAUCGAGAGACUUGAAAUUGACGUCGGAAAUGUGGUCACCAAGACGUACCGUGGUGUCCAACUGGAUCUCAGAGCUCUUGUCCAGCACCUCCCUCGGCUGAUGGAGGUUAACCUUUGGCAUCAGAAAGACAACGCGCCUUAUCGUGAACUAGAUGACAACUUGAAAUGGCAUUAUCCACCUCAGCUAUUCGAAGGUCUCGGUGUUCAAAUUGGGCCUGAUGGAGUCGUCAGUAGUUCCACCGAAGAGGACGCCAGGUUCGCCAAAUUGAGAAGUUGGCGGUGGAGCAGCCGGAUGCUGGGUCCAAACAUGAAAUUGGACAGCCUCCGGGAUCUCCAUUCGGCUCCGUGCUUCGUUGGGCUUCGGAAGGUCGCCUUUGUUAACUUUCAGAUGCCGUCUCUCCAUGCUGCCAAUCCGGAAGACCCAGAUGUCAUGGAAAGGGACAGAAGCUUCGUCACGCGCCUCGGAGAGUCCAUCAGCGCACUGCCAGAAUUAACACACCUUGUUAUCGAGUCCUCCACGGCAGUCACGGAGCAGCUCCUCCCACUGUUGCCCAAGACCAUCCAGCACCUCGAGCUCGUCAACUGCUGGGACAUUGGAGCCGAGGAUGUUGCUGAGUAUCUACUCUCGCACGGAUCUGCACUUCGUCACCUGACGCUUCAUCAUAACCAGUCGCUCAGUCUGGCCUUUCUACCUGUUUUGGGCAUUGCCUGCCCGAACCUCAGGUCCUUGAGCAUGAACCUCACCUAUUUCAACCAUCAUGCGUUUUACAGAGAUUCCGAUCCCUGUUACGAUGCGCUUCUCGCCCCUGGCCAGAUCCCCACGUGGCCACCGGCCCUCCAGCACCUUGAACUGAAAAACUUGAGGAAGUGGGACGCUGAUGCCGCGGAGAAUUUCUUCCAGUCACUCGUGGACGGCGCGGCCAACCUCCCCAUGUUGCGCCACCUCGAUAUCAAAGCGAUGCUGGACAUACCUUUCCGCCAGCGGUCACAAAUGCGAGACAAGUGGGUCGCAAAGCUGAACGAAGUGUUCCUUCGCAAGUGGGAGGAUCCGCUUCCCUUCCACUCAUUGCGAUCACGGGAAAACGAGGAGCCAUCCGAGAUAAGGACCCCCUCUAAAAAGCAGCGCAAGCCCAGCGCGGGAUCACUAUCGUCAGCCCGGCGAAGCCAUCGAAUCGCAACCCAAAUACCGAGUUCAUCGUCCCGUGCAAGUAGUGUUGGCCGAGAUCUGAGAACCGCUGGAGGACGGCCUUCCUACGCUGAGCCCGAUACUGAUGAAGAUUUUGACAGCCUUGGCAGUGAUGACGACGAAGAUAACGCCAGAGAUCAGUCCUCUGGUGCGGAGCAUAAACCACUCUCCCCAGAGACGGAAGUGGGCUCCUUCGUCCAAGGCAUGUGCAACAUAGUUGACAUCCGGUUCGAUAACCAAAAGCCGGUCGAGCACCAGUGGCACAUGGAAGACUUUCUAGACUCGGAAUCCGACAAUCCAGCCGAUGAAGACUGGAAUGGAGACAGAGAUAUUGACGAUGACUAUGCUUGGUGAUCGUGACGAGGCCCACAGGACCUUGUUUGUAUUUGUUUCUGUUUCAUGUAUUUCUGGUUCCGUUAGACCAUACAUGCUGAGAGAUAACUCGCAUUGAUCUGAGCCGCGGUGGCUGUAUAACAGGGAGUUUUGGCCGAGGCAGCUAUUGCGACAGCAUUAGACACUAACGGGGUGGCAACACAACUCGGAAGGGCUCAGUGGACUCUCAAACUUGCUUCAACUUAUAGUUAGAUGGCAAAAGAAGGCUUGGUUUCGUCUCUCUAUCGAUGCCAACUUUGUGCUCAUGUCUACCUAGGCUACUACAAUGAGAAAAGGCCACGAGCCGAGUCUAACUAAGUGCAUAAUUCGUGUCGAGGUUGUCCCAAGUCAGAAAUCGUAAGCCAGACCUCCCUAGCCACGGAACCAUGACUGCGACAUUUGCAGGCCUUGGAGGAAAAGAUUUGGG